Molecule: messenger RNA, 1074 nt
Organism: Gastrolobium bilobum
Lineage: Eukaryota; Viridiplantae; Streptophyta; Magnoliopsida; Fabales; Fabaceae
Product: NADPH-dependent aldehyde reductase 1, chloroplastic-like
Exons: 4
Coding region: 58-939 (293 amino acids)
Molecular function (GO): oxidoreductase activity
Source: RefSeq, a predicted model, not a curated record
UAUUUCCAUCAACUCAAAAAGAUUCCCUUCUCUGUUCCCAAAAGCUCGUUUGUGAGAAUGGCUUCCGGUAAACAGAAUUUCCCCCCUCAGAAGCAACACACACAGCCUGGGAAAGAACAUGUCAUGGAUCCAACACCCCAAUUCACCUGCCCAGAAUACAAGCCAUCAAAUAAACUUCAAGGAAAGAUAGCAGUUGUAACUGGUGGUGACUCUGGUAUUGGACGUGCCGUAUGCAACUUGUUUGCAUUAGAGGGUGCUACUGUGAUUUUCACGUAUGUGAAGGGGCAAGAAGACAAGGACGCGAGGGACACUCUUGAAAUGAUUAAAAAAGCUAAGACUGCAGAUGCCAAGGAUCCAAUGGCUAUACCAGCUGACUUGGGUUUUGAUGAGAAUUGCAAGAGAGUGGUUGAUGAGAUUGUCAAUGCUUAUGGCAGGAUUGACAUUCUGGUCAACAAUGCAGCUGAGCAAUACGAGUGUGAAUCAGUGGAGGAGAUUGAUGAGCCAAGACUUGAGAGGGUGUUCAGAACUAAUAUCUUUUCAUAUUUCUUCAUGGCCAGGCAUUGCCUCAAGCACAUGAAGGAAGGAAGCAGCAUUAUCAACACGACAUCAGUGAAUGCAUACAAGGGACACCCAACAUUAUUGGACUACACGUCCACCAAGGGUGCCAUUGUGGCAUUCACUAGGGCCUUAUCGCUUCAGCUGGUGAAGAAGGGAAUAAGAGUGAAUGGGGUUGCUCCUGGUCCCAUAUGGACACCAUUAAUACCAGCAUCUUUCAAGGAGGAAAAAACUGCUCAAUUUGGUAGCGAUGUGCCAAUGAAGAGAGCUGGCCAGCCUAUUGAGGUUGCUCCCUCCUAUGUGUUUCUUGCCUGCAACCAAUGUUCCUCUUACAUAACUGGCCAAGUCCUCCACCCCAACGGUGGAACCGUUGUGAAUGCUUGAUGAUGAAGGAUAAAUGAUGCUUGAAAAAAGAUCGAUAUGUAAAGUGUUUGUGGUUCUUGUCGUCGUAAACUAUGUUACAAAUGGCAAAAAGUACGAUGUAUAUGAAUAAAUAUAUGUAUUCCAGCAGCUUCUCUG